GCUCGCUCGCUCUUCCAUUGGUAGGGCUUAGCUCCCCUUAGUCAGCCUGCCCUUAUUUAAUUUGGAGUGUGAUUUUGGUAUUUUUAGCUUCUGGAUCAUUUCCAGUAAGAUUUGGAAGAGGGCUUUUUUUCCCUUUCCUUUUUUUUUUAAUUUCUGCAAAUUAUUUUAACCCAGCUUCCUUCCUCUUGGAACCUUUAAAAAAAAUUAAUAUAAAUAAGAGAGGGCCUGUCUGCUCGUGCGCUCUCUCUUUUUUUCCCCAGUGCGAACCUCUCAGCAUUCUUAUUACAGCUCUGCAUUUGCAACCAUCAGCAGCCAGAAGGGGGGUUUAUUUUUAAUUUCAUCACAACACACAAGGAAAAAACACAUACACACAGAUUCGCGAAUAAGAGCAAUAACGAGGAAAGAUGAGUGAAUCCAGUGCAAAAUCAGGCCAACCUCUGGCUGCCAAACAGGACAAGGAUGUCUCUGAGAAGAGAGGACGGGGGCGACCCAGGAAACAGCCUCAGCAGGAACCCAGUGAGGCAUCAGUCCCUAAGAGACCACGUGGCAGACCAAAGGGGAGCAAAAACAAGACUGCCUCAAAGGGACGGAAAACUUCUGCAGCACCUGGGAGGAAACCUCGAGGCCGACCCAAAAAAUCAGAGAAGGAAGAAGAGGAGGUCAACAUUUCCCAGGAAUCGUCAGAAGAGGAGCAGUGAACAUAGUCAACUGAUUCUACCUCACAAUUCAAUUCCUAUUUCUUGUCAAGUUUUGGGACAGAAGAAGAAACAAAGAAUCCUCAUUACUUCCCUGCCCUCCCCACCUACCCAAUGUUCUCACAGUUAAAAUAACAGCAACACUGGAAUACGGUGUAAAACAAAUCAGCCAUCACGUUUGUUGAUGUGUAAUGUUUAAAGGGAGAACAGUGUACUCUGUUUCCCUCUCUCAUGUGACAGGGUUAAAACUUUAGCCUACCAGUUUAUGUAAUUCUAUAUUGAUAUCAUCAUCCAUUUCUGGCCUGUCUUUUCAAUGCACUCUUUGAAGAGAAAGGGGUAUAUAAAAUGUUAUAUUAACCACCUAUUCAUGUUGAAAAGAGUGGGCAGCCUAGUGUUCCCGUAUCAGCCCUGAUCUCCCCUUUAGAGAGCAUACCACCAUCCUGAAGGAUAUUUGACACUGGCAAGGAAGUAAUGUCAGAGAGGAGGAGGAAUGCUGUAUUUUCUCCUGGAAAUUCAGUUUAGUACAAAGAGCCAAAGCAAUGGAAGGGGUGGGGGGAACUCAUGAGUUUUCCUAUUGUAUACUACUUGCCUGGGUACUGGUACUGAUUUUAGAAGUUGUUAGCUUGCCACAUUCCCUCUACAUCCCCUGGUUCAAGGGUAAUAUGGUUCUUUACAGUAGGUCUAUUUGUUCUGGUCAGCUGUCUAGCCUUCCCCAGGAGUUGAAGCAAUGUAGUGCUACUAUGGGUGGGAUAGACUUUGCAAUGCUUUUUCAUUGCUGGUCAGUAGGGCUGUUUCCAAAAGUUCUCCAGUGGCAGAUGAGUGUCAGUGAUUGUGUAACAGUCCUGUCCCACCCUUCCAUUAUGAUAUUGGCUGCUAGUCCCCAGGGCAGGGAGAUCGGAAAGUUUUCCUCUUGGUUCCUGCUUAUUCUUCACAGAAAGCACUGAAGGAUCUUCUUUGCAUCCAAAGAAGCCAUUGCCAUGACCAAGGAAAGCAGGUUGGCAGAAUUCCUCACCCCUUCCCGCCUCCUCAUGUCUCAUCUGCUUCAGUGAUGUUUUUCCCAUUGGGUACAGCACAGUUGAUGUUUUGUGGGUUUUUUUGGCUGCAAUUCUUUCCAAACAGGUCUCUUUUCAGGUUUUCUUUUUCCUCCAUUCACAACUACCUCUGAAUAAUUUAAAUUUCAUUCUCUUAAAACAUGGAGUUGCUGCUGCUGUUGUUGCUGCUGUGCUGGUUACAAAGUUUUAUUAUUCCAACAGGUUCUGUCUGGGGUUUUUUUCCUCUGGAACUGACAAAUUGUACACUAUAGAAUAUUUAGUUUGAGUUGACUUUUAAAACUCUUGCUAUUAAAGAGGGAUAAAAGCUUACAGUUGUCAGACUGAGUGAUCUGGGAGGUGCUUCGUUCAUCAUUGUUCCAAGAAUCAACCAUCAGCACAUUCAGAAUGUUGGGGUUCUUUCCAUGGUGCCCACAAGGACGUGUUCCUUUUGGAAGCACAGGCCUGAGCUCCUGAAGGCCCCCUGCACUCAAGCAAGAAAUCCACAUUUGAUAGUUUGUGAUUACUUGCGUUUCUGAGUACUUCUGGGUAGAACAGAAGCUAUGCUUGACCAUCUCAAGCCACGGAAAGCCUUGCAUCAGUCUCAAUUUACACUAAACUAGAGGCUUAGAAAUAAACUCUCCUUCCCCCAAAAAAAUCCCAAUAGUAACUUUUAGUUUGGGUCUCCUUGAUACUGUUUCCAAACCAGUUCUUUCAAAAAGUUGAUACUCAUUUGCAGCCCAGUCAUCGUUGGGGGCAAUCAUAACUUCUGAAAAGCAAAACCAGCAUAACAUUAAGAUAAUCUUUCCCUUAAAUUGCUACAUAAUUGCUGGACAAGGUGGUCCUCCAACUUGGCUCUUCUGGUAUGUUUGUCAAAAAAUAUGCAGCAGAAAUCCUCUUGCUGAAGUUGGUUUGACCUCUUUCUAAUCCAGAGAAGCAAGACUUGCACAGUGCCUGAACAAAUCCAUUCAGUUUGGAGGCUGAGAGUGAAUAUGUUGGUAUGAAAACAAACUUCAGUUGUUUGCCAUUAACUGGCUGGAUUCAGACAUUUUGAUCCAUUCCUGUUGGUGAGGAUUGUUCUUCCUUCUGCUUAAAUUUGAUCUCUUCAGCUACCUAAGGGCUAAGGGUUACAGGGAAGGCUGAAAUCAUGGAUCUGAAAGUAAUUUAUCAGCAGUCUGACCAAGGCAAGGCAACUGUGUAAGAACAAGCAAGGGUGGGGGUGUCCAGUGCUUUGUAGGCUGUGGUGGGAAUCAUUGUUGUGGGAAUCUCUGGCCCAUGCUAAAGCCUUCUUGACUUCCUAUUUGCAGUUUACUUGAAUAAAAAUACUUAAUUGAUA
Messenger RNA from Sphaerodactylus townsendi, 3059 nucleotides. It is a transcript of the gene HMGA1, whose product is annotated as high mobility group AT-hook 1. Bases 405 to 698 code for a protein of 97 amino acids. Gene Ontology annotation, cellular component: chromatin; nucleus. Gene Ontology annotation, biological process: regulation of DNA-templated transcription. Gene Ontology annotation, molecular function: transcription coregulator activity; DNA binding. The record is from RefSeq and is a predicted model, not a curated record. NCBI's taxonomy places the organism in Eukaryota, Metazoa, Chordata, Lepidosauria, Squamata, Sphaerodactylidae. The transcript has 5 exons.